GUUCGCGGGAUGGGCGGAGCUCCUGUGAUUUGUAGUUAAUCCGGCAGGGAUUGGUGUGACGGGAACGGAGGAGUGGAGAAAGAGCGGAAAGGAAUGAGGGAGUUUACUGUUUUAACUCCAAAACCAGUGACUCUAGACAAGGUUAAUGUACAGACAGGAGUAACAAACGGAUCAUUUAGAAAGUGUUUAACAUGAGUUACAAACUUUAGAGGACAGUUUUUGAGGGAGACGCAGAGGUUGACGGGUCUGUCCGCUCAGAGCUAAACAUGGAUGUCAGGGGAGCAACGGUGCAGCUCUGAGGAGGAAUUAAGGCCGUUUCUGGGUUAUUUCUGGUCGUGCGUUCGUUGAGGAGGAUUUUAAAGCAGCAAUAUAAUUAGCAGUGUCUCUUUCUCAGUUUCAGGUUUAAAAUAUCAACUAAUCUGUGAAUUACAGCGACUAUUUGCAAAGAUGCUGAGGCUGUGGAGACGAGACGUGCCGCUCUCAGAGAGGCUGGGGGAGGACUCUCCAAUGGCUCCAGCACCCGGACCCCCGCCAUCGGCAGCCCCGACGGGCCCCAAUAUUUCAUGGCUCCCUGAAGCACCGCUGCUGAGUCAAGACCAGCCUAUCUUCCUCAUGACUCCGGCCGCGCAGGCUGUGUCUGGCUUCUUCGUCUGGACCGCGCUCAUCCUCACCUGCCACCAGAUCUACAUGCAUCUACGCUUCUACAGCUCACCAAGGGAGCAGCGGCACAUUGUUAGGAUCCUCUUCAUCGUUCCUAUCUAUGCCUUCGACUCUUGGCUCAGCCUCCUGUUUUUCACCAACGACCAGUACUACGUGUACUUUGACACCGUCAGGGACUGCUACGAGGCGUUUGUGAUUUACAACUUCCUCAGUCUGUGCUAUGAAUACCUGGGAGGAGAGAGCGCCAUCAUGGCUGAGAUCAGAGGGAAACCCAUCGAGUCGAGCUGUAUGUACGGUACCUGCUGUCUGAGGGGAAAGGCCUACUCCAUCGGCUUCCUGCGCUUCUGUAAGCAGGCCACUCUGCAGUUCUGCGUGAUCAAACCCCUCAUGGCCAUCAUCACUGUCAUCCUGCAGGCAUACGGCAAAUACAAGGACGGAGACUUCAAUGUUGCCAGCGGUUACCUCUACGUCACCAUCAUCUACAACAUCUCAGUGAGCCUGUCUCUGUACGCCCUCUUCCUCUUUUACUUCUCCACCAGGGAGCUGCUCAGCCCUUACAGCCCCAUGCUUAAGUUCUUGAUGGUCAAGUCGGUCAUCUUCCUCUCCUUCUGGCAGGGAAUGUUGCUGGCCAUCCUGGAGAAGUGCGGGGCCAUCCCUCAGAUUAAAUCAGUGGAAGUGUCGGUCGGCGAGGGAACGGUCGCCGCUGGUUACCAGAACUUUAUCAUUUGCAUCGAGAUGUUUUUCGCCGCUCUGGCUCUGCGCCACGCCUUCACGUACAAAGUCUACAUGGACAAGAGUCUCGAUUCACAAGGCCGCUGUGCCCCCAUGAAGAGCAUCUCCAGCAGCCUGAAGGAGACCAUGAGCCCAGGAGACAUGGUCCAGGACGCCAUCCACAACUUCUCCCCGGCCUACCAGCAAUACACUCAGCAGUCCACGCUGGAGCAGGGGGCACCGCCGCCCGUCUCGCGGACACACAGUGCUGUCAGCGGCCGCGGCGACACGGAGAAGACCCUGCUGCUCAGCUCCGAUGAUGAAUUCUAGAGCAGGAAACAUCACGUUUCCAGCUGACUCAGAUUCAGACUUUUUUAUUGUCCGAUGGUACUUAAUCCUCGCGUGCAGCCAGCCCUCGGUAAUGUGUGAGUGAUUAGAGAGGUGUGCGUUUGUUUUUCCUGUUUUUGAGACUGAUCGUGAAUGCGAGGACCUCCCUGCAGAAACACUUGUGCGCCCACAUUUCCCAGGCGUCUUAUUGGGUGGAAACACUUGAAGCUGAUUUGGUAUAAAAGUGAGAAGAGCUGUGUCUGUUUUUGGAAAGUUUGUGAGUCACACUUGUACAUACGCAAUUUUUCCAGCUUGGAUAGAAGCUUCAUUUCACAUUUCAGCUCAGUCAUGUUUUCUUUUCUGACUGGCAAUGAGACCAUCCUAAUGGAUGUUUGCUCUGGUUCUGGAUUGGUUUGCAUUUUGUUUUCCUCAGUCAUGAAAAUCUUAAUGUUUAACUUGAUUUUUUUUUCAUGACUUGAAAUUGGAAAUACCCUUAAAGUUUUAUAAAAGUUUUUAACUUAUAAUUUUGUGAACUUGAAACUAAUAUUUAGAUAUUAUUUUGCAACAGUUCGACAAAUUAGUUGGUCUCCGAGCUCAUUCCAGUGCUUCAAACAGAAGCUGUUUUCAGUGUCGGUCAUUGAAAAGUGGUCGGAAGUUAUGGAAAAUGAAUGUGUAGAUUAAUUCUCUGUGUGCUGCUGUGACCCUGGUGUUACUGUGGGGUUUUGAGGACUAUCCCUCACUGCAGUGUGUGCAAGGAUUUAAAGGGAAGCAAAGUCAAAACUAUGAGUGGAUGCAAGCUGUAUGGAUCAUUGUUGUUAUUGAUAAUACUGGAACAGAUGAGAGCGAGGCAGAGCAGAUUAUAGAUUAUAUGGUACAUCUGCUCCAGCAGUCCAGCCGGCAGCAGGAGUGAAGGGAAGCGACAGAGCUGGUCAGGAUUACACUGGUUGUAAUUGGGGCAUUAUUUGAAUGGAUGGGAUUAAAGCUCAAGCUGGUUCACUCUGGCAGUAGACCUGCAGAACACAAUGUAGGUUAACUGGAUUGAGGUAAAACAGAAGAGGAAUAUAGGUUAAAGCUAAGUUUAGAUGCUUGUUCUCAGUAGGGGAGCUCCAGUUCAGGAGUUAAACCUUUCCGCUCUUAGUUUGAUUCCAAAUGUUAAACCGUCAAAGUGAAACUUAAAUCCUCUCACUUUUUGUUUCAGUAAAUAUAAAAAAAUAAACAGAUUUUUUGCACAUAGAAACAUUUUAGCUUCAAGCUGUUGGUUGGUGGAUGUUUUUCUUCUGUCUUUUGCUAAAAACAUGCAUAACAUUGGUUGUCAGUAGCCUGAGAUCAGUAGAUCAAAUCUGACAAACAAAAAAGUAAAAACACAGAAUAUACAUACAUGCUGAUGUCCUUGAAUUUUAAAUUCACAUCAAACUGCGUUUUCAAAAACCCACCCAUCUCAUAACCUGAUGUUCCUCAUUGGCUCCAACUUACUAAAAAUGACUAAAAUUUGUCCAAAGCAAAUGAGCUUUCUGCAUUUGUGCCAACUCACCCACUGUAGUGUCAGGUUUCCCUAUUGUAAGUUUUAUGCUUGUAAGCUUAACCACAUCUAACUAACUGUAUUCUGAGCUGUGGUAUAUUUGAAAGCUUAAAAGAAAACAUAGCAAACUGAUUAUUAGCACAAUAUUAUUGGAAAACAUAUUUUGUACACCAUAUUUCCUUUUCACGCAUUUAUAACAUGUCAGACGGUCGUUUUCUCUCAGAAAUAACAUGAUGCAUAGGCCUCACGUUGUUUGUUUGACUUGGAUGCUCCCCUGUUUCUUCCAGUCAGCGUUGGAUUUUAGCUCCACCGCAGUCGGAGCUUGUUGUUUUGUACACAUAAUUGAAGUUCUUGAGUCAUCCGAGUGAGUCACACCAAGUCUGCUGACACGUUUACUUUAACUACUUUCACUGCCCUGCUGUCGCUCCGUAUGAACACCAGGGGGCUGCGUGUGGAGAGGACAUGAGCACUUUGACACUCUUAUCUACAGGCAGGCAGUUAUCACACACUUCAAGCUUCAUGUAACAAAAAAGAAAGCUUUGUCUGAGCACCAGUCUGUCACUUUUUUAUCCUCUCAUCAAUCUGUUUUUUAUUUUGUUUUUUUGUUUUUUUUCCUUCUUGCAUGGAUAAAUAGAAGCGAGCCCCAACCCCAGACACUGGUCAUGGGUGUUUGUUUUAUUUCUGCUUUUGCCUGACAUAAUAUUGCUUUUAAACCGGUUAGAGGCCACGUCUGUGCGCAGGAGCUGCGGCUUAUUUUUAGACAUUACUAAGAGUUGUCUGGGUAUUUGGAUAUAAAUUGGAUUAUUUUGACCUUGACUGAGCUUCACCCAGCUACAAAUGGGACUCUGUAUUCCCCUUAUGAAAGCACUGGUCAGUUCAUCGCGUUUACAGUACUCUGUGUGUGCAUUCACUUUCUUGUCUAUACAAGCCCCGAAAGGCAGGUCUCCUCUUUGAGAACAAAAUCAUUUACAAUUUAAAAGCAGAGCAGAUGGCGUGAUAGUCACGUUGAAUGCCAUACUUCACCUCAAAGCCGAGGACGCUUUUCGUCCACUUUCUCUUUGUUACUUGGCGAGAUGUGAGACACGUUGUGAGACAUAUAUGAAUAUGACGCUGUACACUAACGUUGUAAAUACAGGUUGAAGUGCUGUCUGCAGUAGUGAUGUAUGUUGAAAUAGUCAUAUAUGCUGUAAAGGUGGAGCAGAGGAGAAAAGAGACCUAGUUUUGUAUUUUUCAUUCAUGACUUGUCUUUUUAUUUUAUUUCAGUGACUUUUGUUUUACUGUUUUUUGUAUAUCAUAAAGCUGCUCUUGAUGCUACUAUUUCAUGUUAAAUGGAGCUGAAGAAAUAAUAAAAGAUGUUUAGUCUGACGUAAGUUAACCGCUUGUUUUGCUUUGCUUUGUAAUGUAUAUUAAGCCACAGUUUAAAGAUUCCCUCCAGAUGUGUUUCAGGACAUAUUUGCAUUAAAUAAUUUGUGUCAGGUUGGACUUUUCCAUAAAGUUCUAUUAAAUGAUUAAAUAUU
Messenger RNA from Scatophagus argus, 4734 nucleotides. RefSeq names its product transmembrane protein 184ba (gene tmem184ba). Lineage: Eukaryota; Metazoa; Chordata; Actinopteri; Scatophagidae. The coding region runs from base 448 to 1701 and encodes 417 amino acids. Gene Ontology annotation, molecular function: transporter activity. The transcript has 9 exons. Gene Ontology annotation, biological process: transport. The record is from RefSeq and is a predicted model, not a curated record.